AUGUUAAUGUCAAUUGUCAAAAUGAUGACUGAUGUUGGAGGCGGCAAUGGUGUUUUAAUUUAAAAAAAGGAAACUGAAGAUUAAUUAAUAAACCUUGCGUUUACAGUUCACACUUCACUGUGAUAAUAUGCAGUUCAGGGAGGUCACCACUACUAACGAUAUCUUUAUCAAAUGUGCACUCAGCCACUCAGCACCGUGCCGAGCGCAGGCCAGUUUUUUAUCUUGUCUUAACAUUAAUAACCUUCCAAGAGUUUAUCAUAGUGCACAUAAUCAUUCUAAACAUAUUUCACAAGGAGCUUAGUCUAAAAAAUAUUCUUGAGUAUAAGACAUGAAUGACGAAGACAUUGCAUACUUUAUUGGUGUUGAUGUGGGGUCAGGAAGCGUAAGGGCAGCACUUGUGGAUGACAGAGGUCAUGUGGUGAGAACAUCUGUCAAGGAAUUACAGACAUGGAGCCCAAAAACAGAUUAUUAUGAGCAAUCUUCAGAUGAUGUGUGGAAAUGCUGUGAACAUGUUAUAAUGAAUGUUGCACAAAAUGUAAACACAUCAAACAUAAAAGGGCUUGGGUUUGAUGCUACAUGCUCUCUUGUAGCGUUAGACAAAAAUAGAAAUCCUAAAGAAGUGAGCGACUCAAAUAGAAACAACCAGAAUAUAAUCAUGUGGAUGGACCACAGGGCUCAGGCUGAAGCAGAUUUCAUAAACAAAAGUGGUCAUGAAAUCCUCAAGUAUGUAGGCGGGAAAGUUAGCUUGGAAAUGGAGAUGCCGAAGCUUCUCUGGCUAAAAAAACAUAUGCCCGAGCAAUGGGCAGACUAUGGCUACUUUUUUGAUCUCCCAGACUUUUUGACAUGGAAGGCAACUGGUUCAAUGAGUCGGUCUUUAUGUUCGUUAGUCUGUAAAUGGAAUUAUGAAUGUAACAUUGAUGGGAAAAAAGGUUGGAAUUUAGAUUACUUAAAAAAAAUUGGUCUUGAUGAUUUAGCUGAUAAUGACUUUGAAAAAAUCGGAAGUAUAGUCAGGAUGCCAGGAGAUUACUGCGGAGGACUCACCAUGGAAGUGGCAAAGAAUCUUGGACUAAAACCUGGAACUCCAGUUGCCACAUCCAUCAUUGAUGCACAUGCCGGAGGUUUGGGUAUGAUCGGAGCUAAAGGUGAAAACAUUGACAGAGAUAUGUCUAGUAGAUUGGGUCUAAUUUGUGGCACAUCCACCUGUCAUAUGGCUGUUAAUAAGAAUCCUGUGUUAGUAAAAGGUGUAUGGGGGCCCUACUAUAGUGCGAUGAUACCAAAUAUGUGGUUAAAUGAGGCAGGACAAAGUGCUUCUGGCAUGUUACUUGAUUAUAUUAUAUCGAGUCACACAGCUGGCAAUAAACUUCUCCAGCAGAAAAGUACUGGCGAAGUACGAUACCAUUUGAGAGGAUUGCUGUCAGAAAUGGCCAGACAUCAAAAGCUUCUUGAUGUAAGUUUGCUGACGAAGGAUUUCCAUGUAUGGCCAGAUUUCCAUGGUAAUCGCUCACCGUUGGCUGAUCCUACAAUGAAAGGCAUGAUUGUUGGAUUGACUAUAAAUAGCAAUGAAGAUAAUUUGGCUCUACUUUAUCUUGCCACUAUGCAGGCUCUGGCGUAUGGUACAAGACACAUAAUAGACACAUUGCAGCUAGCAGGAUAUUCGCCGUUCAAUUGUCUGACAAUAUGCGGAGGCAUCACAAAGGAUCCCCUGUUCAUCCAGAUUCAAGCUGACUCAGUUGGCUUGCCAAUACUGAAGCCACAUGAAAACGAUUCUGUUCUUGUAGGGUCGGCUAUUUUGGGAGCAAACGCUUCGCGUUAUUUCAACAGUGUCCAAGCAGCAAUAGAAAGUAUGGGUGGAACUGCAGAUGUAGUGCACGCGAAUCCAAAUGUUAAAUCAUUCCAUGAUAAAAAAUAUGAAGUAUUUCUAAAAAUGUUUCAAGAUCAAGUAGUCUAUAGGAAUAUUAUGAACAGCUCCCUUUAGAAAAGGGUAGGUAUUUAAUUAAGAUUUAAGAAUAGUUUUGUAGGUAUGGCAUGUUGUGAGGGUAUUUUGAAAAAAAAAAUGUUUAUUUGAGUUCCACAGACAAUCUAGAUUUCUUUUCCUAUUUUUUUAAAUUUAUUUUACGGCCCUGGAUACAAGUUUUUUAAGGUUCUUUUCCUAUACCUCGUACAAUCCACAGACUUAGUAUAAUCCUUCACGUCCCGCUUUGUACUACCAGCACAUUUUGAUUUUGAUGCGCAUUUUUUUGUUGUAUUGCUAUUUUUUCUUUACAGUUUCUAUUAACUUUGUUGUAGUUUGUGUUAACUAUAUUAUUUUUGGAAUACAUUAUAUAAAAAUU
Messenger RNA from Maniola jurtina (meadow brown), 2330 nucleotides. RefSeq names its product FGGY carbohydrate kinase domain-containing protein. The transcript has 6 exons. NCBI's taxonomy places the organism in Eukaryota, Metazoa, Arthropoda, Insecta, Lepidoptera, Nymphalidae. Gene Ontology annotation, molecular function: kinase activity; phosphotransferase activity, alcohol group as acceptor. The record is from RefSeq and is a predicted model, not a curated record. Bases 329 to 1975 code for a protein of 548 amino acids. Gene Ontology annotation, biological process: carbohydrate metabolic process.